GGUAAGAAUACUCCUCCAUUUGAGCAACUGACGCCUACUAAUGCAUCUCUUGUUCCUUCCACAGUUAAAGCACCCAAGUUGGAGCUGAAGCAGCUGCCAAGUCACUUGAAAUACAUCUACUUGGGUGAACAUAGCACUUUACCAGUGAUAGUGGCUGCAAAUCUAAGUUUGGGGGAGGAGGGAAAGUUGAUCCGAAUUUUGAGACAGCACAAAACAGCUCUUGGUUGGACCAUUGCGGACAUAAAAGGGAUCAGCCCGUCAAGAUGUAUGCAUCAGAUUUUUCUGGAAAAUAAUGCAAAGCCUACCCGAGAAGCACAAAGGAGGUUGAAUCCACAUAUGAAGGAGGUUAAAAGUGGCAUUACUGUAGUGAAGAAUGAAAAUAAUGAAUUGAUACCUACACGAAUGACCACGGGAUGGAGAGUGUGUAUUGAUUAUAGGAAGUUGAACAACGAAACUCGAAAAGACCACUUUCCGCUACCAUUCAUUGAUCAGAUGUUGGAGAGACUAGCUGGGCAUAGUCAUUAUUGCUUUCUUGACGGCUAUAGUGGAUACAAUCAGAUUGCCAUAGCACCUGAGGACCAAGAGAAGACUACGUUCACAUGUCCAUAUGGCACUUUUGCAUACCGAAGGAUGCCGUUUGGGUUGUGCAACGCACCAGCUACAUUCCAAAGAUGUAUGAUGAGUAUUUUCUCUGACAUGGUAGAGAAGUUUAUUGAAGUUUUCAUGGAUGAUUUCAGUGUAUUUGGAGCUGAUUUUGAUGAAUGUCUUGAGCAUUUGAGGUUGGUGUUAGAGAGGUGUGAAGAAACCAACCUUGUUUUGAAUUGGGAAAAAUGUCACUUCAUGGUGCAAGAAGGAAUUGUGUUGGGUCAUCUGAUUUCCAGCCGUGGCAUUGAAGUCGACAAGGCAAAAAUCGAAGUCAUAUCUAAGCUGCCUCAUCCUACCACAGUAAAGGGUGUGCGGAGUUUUCUUGGUCAUGCGGGGUUUUACCGAAGAUUUAUAAAAGACUUUUCCAAGAUCUCGCAACCUUUGUGUGUAUUGCUGACAAAGGAUGCUGAAUUUGUAUGGACAGAUGACUGCCGGACAGCAUUUGAUAAGUUAAAACAAGCACUCACUUCAGCUCCUAUUAUGCAGGCACCUGAUUGGGAGUUGCCAUUUGAGUUAAUGUGUGACGCCAGUGAUUAUUCGCUGGGAGCUGUUCUGGGCCAGCGGAAAAAUAAGACACCAUAUGCCAUCUAUUAUGCUUCUCACACCAUGAAUGAUGCUCAGCUGAAUUAUUCAACAACGGAAAAAGAAUUAUUGGCAGUGAUUUUUGCAUUGGAAAAAUUCAGAUCUUACCUCAUUGGCUCGCGAGUUAUUGUGUAUACGGACCAUGCUGCGUUGAGGUAUUUAAUGACUAAAAAGGAUGCCAAGCCUAGGUUAAUACGCUGGGUACUUCUUUUGCAGGAGUUCGACUUGGAGAUUAAAGAUAAAAAGGGAAGUGAGAAUGUAGUUGCCGAUCAUCUUUCUCGGCUGCUACCUGACAAUGAACAUGAAGAACUUCCUUUGGGUGACUCUUUCCCGGAUGAACAGCUCCUGUCCAUAAACACACUGCCAUGGUAUGCCGACAUUGUGAAUUAUCUUGUUACUAAUUCUUUUCCUACUGAUUUGUCUUAUCAGGAAAGGAAGCGGAUAAUUUCACGGGCUAGACAUUAUAUAUGGGAUGAUCCUUACCUUUUCAAGAUAUGCCCGGAUCAAAUUAUUCGUAGAUGUGUAGCACAAUAUGCUUGGAGUUUUUGUAAGACUUGUGACAGAUGCCAAAGGACCGGUAACAUAGCUGCCAGAGAUCAAAUGCCUUUAACAAGUAUUCAAGUCCUUGAACUUUUUGAUGUAUGGGGAAUUGACUUCAUGGGCCCUUUUCCUAACUCUUUUGGCUUUGAAUAUAUUUUAGUUGGUGUUGAUUAUGUGUCCAAAUGGGUCGAGGCUGUCCCCUCAAGAACUAAUGAUCAUCGAGUGGUUGUGAAGUUUUUGCAGGACAAUAUUUUCUCUCGUUUUGGGAUGCCACGAGCAAUCAUUAGUGAUGGUGGCAGGCACUUCAAUAAUUAUGCAUGUUCGGCCCUAAUGAAGAAAUAUGGGAUCACUCACCGUGUGGGAACCCCAUAUCAUCCUCAGACGAGUGGGCAAGUGGAGAUAAGCAAUAGAGAAAUCAAGGCCAUUCUAGAGAAGACGGUGAAUCCAAAUAGAAAAGAUUGGUCUCUUCGUUUGACUGAUGCUUUGUGGGCCUACAGGACUGCAUACAAAACACCCAUUGGGAUGUCUCCAUUCCGGUUGGUUUAUGGGAAAGAGUGUCACUUGCCAGUUGAAUUAGAGCAUCGAGCUUAUUGGGCUAUUAAAAAGCUAAAUUUUGACAUAAAGGCAGCUGGAGACAGGCGUCGUUUGCAACUGAACGAGCUUGAAGAAUUACGGCAUGAAGCCUAUGAGAAUGCCAAAUUAUACAAGGAGCGCGCGAAGCAGUACCAUGACAAGAAGCUUGUACGGAAAAUUUUUUCUGUAGGACAGAAGGUGCUGGUGUAUAACUCUCGUUUGAAAUUGUUUCCGGGAAAACUCAAAUCAAAGUGGCAUGGCCCAUAUGUGAUACAAGCUGUGUUCCCUCAUGGUAUCGAGUGUGAGGAAGUGUGGUCGAAGCGGGCUUUGCAUGUGGAACGCCAUGUUGUGGUGGAGCACUUCCAACGGGUUAACUGGUAUUACAAAUUGAAAGAGAGGGGAUGGCUCGGCAUCACCAGUGUUCCAGGUGUGGCUAUUCGGCAACUGGUUUAUGAGUUUUAUGCCAAUUUGAUAGUUAAUGAUAACCAUUGUAUGGCAUAUGUUCGAGUGAAAGAGGACAAUAAACCUGGUCAGGUGCUGCCGUUUGGAGUACUAAUCACUACUUUGUGUCUUGCUGAAAGUGUGGAAAAGGAGCUGGGUGAUCUUGUUAGGCAGCAGCAGAAAACUUCUGGGACAGCUGAGGAGUCUCGGGUGCAUAAUACUGAAGAAGGAACUGUUGGUGCAGGUUGUGGUAAUUUGGACGAAAGGUUGGAGGCUGUUGAGGAGAAAGUGACUGAUUUGGGUGUUGAAGUUGAGCAAGUAGGGAGUUUGCAGGGGCAGGUUAUAACCCGGUUGGAGCAUCUUGAAUCAACAGUUGAGUCACUUCAAAUGAGUAUUGGAACACAUAUGCAUGAGAUGAAGGAGGCAGUGCAGAGGUUACUAGAGUGGAUCCAAUUGAAGCAGUGGUGGCGUAUGGCUAAAGUUCUAAAGCUACUUGAUGUGGGGGUAAUUUAUCCGAUUUCAGAUAGCAAGUGGGUCAGUCCAAUUCAUGUAGUACCGAAGAAAAGUGGCAUUACUGUAGUGAAGAAUGAAAAUAAUGAAUUGAUACCUACACGAAUGACCACGGGAUGGAGAGUGUGUAUUGAUUAUAGGAAGUUGAACAACGAAACUCGAAAAGACCACUUUCCGCUACCAUUCAUUGAUCAGAUGUUGGAGAGACUAGCUGGGCAUAGUCAUUAUUGCUUUCUUGACGGCUAUAGUGGAUACAAUCAGAUUGCCAUAGCACCUGAGGACCAAGAGAAGACUACGUUCACAUGUCCAUAUGGCACUUUUGCAUACCGAAGGAUGCCGUUUGGGUUGUGCAACGCACCAGCUACAUUCCAAAGAUGUAUGAUGAGUAUUUUCUCUGACAUGGUAGAGAAGUUUAUUGAAGUUUUCAUGGAUGAUUUCAGUGUAUUUGGAGCUGAUUUUGAUGAAUGUCUUGAGCAUUUGAGGUUGGUGUUAGAGAGGUGUGAAGAAACCAACCUUGUUUUGAAUUGGGAAAAAUGUCACUUCAUGGUGCAAGAAGGAAUUGUGUUGGGUCAUCUGAUUUCCAGCCGUGGCAUUGAAGUCGACAAGGCAAAAAUCGAAGUCAUAUCUAAGCUGCCUCAUCCUACCACAGUAAAGGGUGUGCGGAGUUUUCUUGGUCAUGCGGGGUUUUACCGAAGAUUUAUAAAAGACUUUUCCAAGAUCUCGCAACCUUUGUGUGUAUUGCUGACAAAGGAUGCUGAAUUUGUAUGGACAGAUGACUGCCGGACAGCAUUUGAUAAGUUAAAACAAGCACUCACUUCAGCUCCUAUUAUGCAGGCACCUGAUUGGGAGUUGCCAUUUGAGUUAAUGUGUGACGCCAGUGAUUAUUCGCUGGGAGCUGUUCUGGGCCAGCGGAAAAAUAAGACACCAUAUGCCAUCUAUUAUGCUUCUCACACCAUGAAUGAUGCUCAGCUGAAUUAUUCAACAACGGAAAAAGAAUUAUUGGCAGUGAUUUUUGCAUUGGAAAAAUUCAGAUCUUACCUCAUUGGCUCGCGAGUUAUUGUGUAUACGGACCAUGCUGCGUUGAGGUAUUUAAUGACUAAAAAGGAUGCCAAGCCUAGGACUGCAUACAAAACACCCAUUGGGAUGUCUCCAUUCCGGUUGGUUUAUGGGAAAGAGUGUCACUUGCCAGUUGAAUUAGAGCAUCGAGCUUAUUGGGCUAUUAAAAAGCUAAAUUUUGACAUAAAGGCAGCUGGAGACAGGCGUCGUUUGCAACUGAACGAGCUUGAAGAAUUACGGCAUGAAGCCUAUGAGAAUGCCAAAUUAUACAAGGAGCGCGCGAAGCAGUACCAUGACAAGAAGCUUGUACGGAAAAUUUUUUCUGUAGGACAGAAGAUCGAGUGUGAGGAAGUGUGGUCGAAGCGGGCUUUGCAUGUGGAACGCCAUGUUGUGGUGGAGCACUUCCAACGGGUUAACUGGUAUUACAAAUUGAAAGAGAGGGGAUGGCUCGGCAUCACCAGUGUUCCAGGUGUGGCUAUUCGGCAACUGGUUUAUGAGUUUUAUGCCAAUUUGAUAGUUAAUGAUAACCAUUGUAUGGCAUAUGUUCGAGUGAAAGAGGACAAUAAACCUGGUCAGGUGCUGCCGUUUGGAGUACUAAUCACUACUUUGUGUCUUGCUGAAAGUGUGGAAAAGGAGCUGGGUGAUCUUGUUAGGCAGCAGCAGAAAACUUCUGGGACAGCUGAGGAGUCUCGGGUGCAUAAUACUGAAGAAGGAACUGUUGGUGCAGGUUGUGGUAAUUUGGACGAAAGGUUGGAGGCUGUUGAGGAGAAAGUGACUGAUUUGGGUGUUGAAGUUGAGCAAGUAGGGAGUUUGCAGGGGCAGGUUAUAACCCGGUUGGAGCAUCUUGAAUCAACAGUUGAGUCACUUCAAAUGAGUAUUGGAACACAUAUGCAUGAGAUGAAGGAGGCAGUGCAGAGGUUUGAGGCUCAACAGAGGGAGAUGUUUGAUUUGAUUCGUGAUGGAAGCCUACCCUGA
Molecule: messenger RNA, 5322 nt
Organism: Tripterygium wilfordii
Lineage: Eukaryota; Viridiplantae; Streptophyta; Magnoliopsida; Celastrales; Celastraceae
Exons: 12
Biological process (GO): DNA integration
Molecular function (GO): nucleic acid binding
Source: RefSeq, a predicted model, not a curated record